Messenger RNA from Vavraia culicis subsp. floridensis, 1777 nucleotides. RefSeq lists its product as uncharacterized. Gene Ontology annotation, cellular component: preribosome, small subunit precursor. Lineage: Eukaryota; Fungi; Microsporidia; Pleistophoridae. The record is from RefSeq and is a predicted model, not a curated record. Gene Ontology annotation, biological process: maturation of SSU-rRNA from tricistronic rRNA transcript (SSU-rRNA, 5.8S rRNA, LSU-rRNA); endonucleolytic cleavage of tricistronic rRNA transcript (SSU-rRNA, 5.8S rRNA, LSU-rRNA); ribosome biogenesis. The transcript has a single exon. Bases 1 to 1701 code for a protein of 566 amino acids. Gene Ontology annotation, molecular function: GTPase activity; U3 snoRNA binding; GTP binding.
AUGCCGUCGCACAAAAAAGCGCACCUCCAGAAAUUAAAACAUAUCCAGAAGAAGAACGCAGCCGAACAGCAGCAGUACUCACGGCCCACCGGUCCAUACAAACCACUGCUCAUCCUUACGCCCUCGUCUCUUUGCAGCGGUACCACGUAUCAGUGCAAAACACGCUACAAAGUAAUGAAUGCGCAUGAUUAUUCCCCGCAUGUUGUGCGCAUGCUCUCCAAGGUAUGCGUGACCGUAAGUUUUGAUAGCAACGUAAGUGCUGAUAUAAUGUGCUAUGAGGGAGCAAGGCAUGCAAGACGGGAGAAGGUGAGAGGAACAUGGUGCCACAUAGACGAGCUGUUUAAGUGCGCACGGUUUGUGAAAAGACGGUCUGAGGAGGUACCAGUGAUUGUUGUGGAUGAAGGAAAGGACGAUGUGUACGAGGGAUUGAUUGAUUACGAAAUGAUGAGCGAUGAGGUUGUGGUUAACGGGAUGAAGAGGUGCAAGGUGCUUGGUUUUGAGUAUGUGGAUGAAGUGGAAGGCUGUAAUGAGCAUUGCAUGGGUUGUAACAGCAUUGGUUACAGUGCAUCGGGUAUGAGCUGCGGGACUGGUGCUGAUAUGCCGACCUACAACAGUUUAAUUCAGCAGAUCGGGUCAAGCAGCUCAGCUGGACCAGCUGCUGAGGACACACCGACCCACAACAGUUUAAUUCAGCAGAUCGGGUCAAGCAGCACUCUUGCAACUGAGGAUAGGCAGGCAGAUAAUACGAUGCAUGCCGUCGCUAUGGAAGAGUGUUCGAACGAUAAUCCUCAGCCAUCCUUCGUUACGCCCCUUAUGCAUUCACUCAAACACUACAAAGGAAUAAAAGACCUGAAAACGUGCACAAUAAGCACCGGGUAUUCGUUCAAGGUGCCAAAGACUGGAAAAUUGAAGAGGUGUGAAAGACUCGUAAGAAUACGGUUGAGUGAACGUUUCGAUGGCGGUGUGUUCUUCAUUAGCAAUGUUGUUGUCAAAGAUGCGUUUUGCAUCCUCAAUGUACGGUUCGGUGAGCGAAUGGACGAAGGGCUGGUGGAUGAUAGAGAGAAUUGCGGUGGGGAUGGUAAAAAUAGAGCGAUUCCUAACAGAAACGAGGACAGAGAAGAUGGCUGUGUUAGCGGUAGCAUCGAUGGGGUGGAUACGCAAUCUGCUAGAUGCGCUGAUGUAGAUUAUACGGAGAGUGACAGCACAACAAGCCAUGCAAUUGCUCUUCAGGGGUAUUCACUUGAGUACGGAAUGUUCUUCCACAGUGUUACGCCGUACUUUACCGCAAACACCUCCUCAUCCGUGUUCAAACUGCAGGAUAAAUCGCUUAAAUCUGGUGUGGUGUCCUUCAAGGUGCCAUACACACCAACAAACACCCCGCUCAGGCUUUUCCACAACCAGAACCUUGUUCUUUCCUCGAACACGUACGAUCACAAAGAGCGCGUUAUACUGGAAGAGCGUGUGAUAACCGGCAAGCCUUACAAAGUGUACGGCACGUGGUGCAAAAUCAAGAACAUGUUUGGCUGCCGGGACGAUGUGCUCUUCUUUAGAUGCGUGAAGUUGGUUGGACGGGGCGGUAACGUGGGAUGGAUAAGGAGCAGUGUGGGGGUGAAAGGCGUGUUCAAGGCCGAGUUUGAAAGGCCUGUGAAACAAAGCGAGGUGAUCAAAAUGUGCGUUUAUAGAUUGGUUGAGAUUGUGUGAGGUAUCGUGCUGUUUUGGUCGUGGUGUGAAUGGGAAGUGGGGUGUCUUACUUUGAUAAAGGUUUAAUUUUGAAAUG